Colletotrichum graminicola M1.001 is the source of this 318-nucleotide messenger RNA. RefSeq lists its product as uncharacterized. Lineage: Eukaryota; Fungi; Ascomycota; Sordariomycetes; Glomerellales; Glomerellaceae. The transcript is spliced from 3 exons. The coding region runs from base 1 to 318 and encodes 105 amino acids. The record is from RefSeq and is a predicted model, not a curated record.
AUGAAGUUCAGUUCCGUGUCCGCUGCUGCUAUUUUCGCGGUUCUUUCCGUCGUGCAGGCUGCGCCACUUAGUGCUCGCUCUUCGGCCUUGGCUCUGAACCUGGCCCCUCGCGCUGAGAUGCAGCCGCAGGACCCAAAGCUUCAAGUUCGCGACAGCUCCCGGACCAUAGGCGAGGAAUUCGAAGAAGAGGAGGAGUUAGCCAACGAGAAGGGCGAAGCGUUGGACCGAAAGCUUAAAGGCCGCGGCAGCUCCUCAAAUUCCUGUGGGGAUGAUGGCUCUGUAUCCGACCUUCCUAUCCAUAAUAAAAAGCAAGGAUAA